Myripristis murdjan (pinecone soldierfish) is the source of this 2260-nucleotide messenger RNA. Its product is annotated as RNA-binding protein 39-like. The record is from RefSeq and is a predicted model, not a curated record. The transcript is spliced from 14 exons. Gene Ontology annotation, cellular component: nucleus. The coding region runs from base 197 to 1774 and encodes 525 amino acids. Gene Ontology annotation, biological process: mRNA processing. Gene Ontology annotation, molecular function: RNA binding. NCBI's taxonomy places the organism in Eukaryota, Metazoa, Chordata, Actinopteri, Holocentriformes, Holocentridae.
GGCUAGUUCGCCCUUUGGACACUUUCGAAACCAGGCCACGACCUGCUACGGCUAGCUAGCGAGCAACUUUACACACAUCGGUCUAUUGUGCAUUUCAAAUCAUUUCGUGUGAGCCCUGUAGAAGAAGACGACGGGGCGCGUAUCUUCAGAGCCACAGAUAACUUUGAGACGCGAUUAUUUAAUUUCCGAAAGGACCAUGGCUGACGAUUUUGACGUUGAGGCUAUGCUGGAGGCUCCAUACAGAAAGGAUGACAUCAAGUCCUCUCAUGCAAACGGUCAUGACGAGCACAGCAAGAAGAAAAAGAGGAGCCGAACACGGAGCCGGAGCCCCGGCUCUAGGAGACGGAGCAAAAGCCGGGACCGAAAGAAGAGCAAGAGGAGGAGCAAAAGCCGAGAGAAAAAGCGAAGCCGCAGCAAAGAGCACCACCGCAGUCGCUCCCGGAGCAGGGAGCGUCCUGGGCGGUACAGAGCACGCAGGAGCCCCUUCCGGAAGCGAUCCAGAAGUCGUAGCCCCUUCAGAAAAGAAAAGAGUCCAGUCAGGCAACCAUUUGACAGUCUAACACCCGAGGAGAGGGAUGCCCGCACAGUUUUCUGUAUGCAGCUGGCAGCAAGAAUCAGAGCUCGGGACCUGGAAGAUUUCUUCUCAGCUGUAGGAAAAGUAAGAGAUGUGCGAAUGAUCUCAGACAGAAAUUCCAGGAGGUCAAAGGGCAUUGCCUACAUCGAAUUUCAGGAGGCUACUUCUGUACCAUUGGCUAUUGGUUUGACUGGCCAGAGGCUUUUAGGAGUGCCCAUCAUCGUCCAGGCCUCUCAGGCGGAGAAAAACAGGGCAGCGGCCUCAGCCAAUAACCUGCAGAAGGGGAGCUCUGGACCAAUGCGGCUCUAUGUGGGCUCACUGCAUUUCAACAUCACUGAGGACAUGCUUAGGGGGAUAUUUGAGCCCUUUGGAAGGAUCGAGGGCAUACAGCUCAUGAUGGACAGUGAAACUGGACGGUCCAAAGGAUAUGGCUUCAUUUCGUUUGCAGAUGCAGAGUGUGCAAAAAAGGCCUUGGAACAGCUGAAUGGCUUUGAGCUAGCAGGGCGGCCGAUGAAGGUGGGACAUGUUACCGAGCGCACAGAUGCAUCCACCGCCAGCUCCUUCCUGGACAACGACGAGCUGGAGAGGACCGGCAUCGACCUCGGCACCACAGGGCGUCUGCAGCUUAUGGCUAGACUAGCAGAAGGAACCGGCUUGAAGAUCCCACCUGCUGCCCAGCAGGCUCUGCAGAUGAGUGGAUCCAUCCCCUUUGGAAACAUGGCAGCUACAACAGGUGAGAUGCUGGAGAGCAUUGUUUUGGAUUCACCAUGCUGUUUUGUAAAUUUUGCUUCUGAUCAUCAUUCUUUUUUUCCCCCAGCUGUUCCAGCCCCGACUCAGAGCCAGGCCUUGAACCUGCCAUCACAGCCGCUGGCCACACACUGCCUUCAGCUGUCCAACUUGUUCAACCCACAAUCGGAAAAUGAUCCUGGCUGGGAUUCUGAGAUCCAAGAUGAUGUUAUAGAGGAGUGCAACAAGCACGGAGGAAUUGUUCACAUUUACGUCGACAAGAACUCUGCUCAAGGUAAUGUGUAUGUGAAAUGCCCGUCAAUACCAGCAGCGAUGGCUACUGUGAAUGCUCUCCAUGGACGCUGGUUUGCAGGCAAAAUGAUAACAGCUGCCUACGUUCCCUUACCAACCUACCACAACCUCUUCCCUGACUCAGUAACGGCGAAGCAGCUGUUGAUGCCGGCACGUCGAUAGGAGAGAUGCUUAUUAAUGAGUGAAUGUACAUACAUUUGUUUGCAUACAUGGAAAUCUCAUUGAAACAGUUGCAUUGAAGCUAGUUGGUUGUGAAUAAUAUAACAAUUGCCUCUGUUCAUCAGCUGUUGGGAAUUAGAUGGCUAUGAGUUGUAUUUCAAAUUCUUUGUGGGUUUGUGUUGUAAACUACCACUGAAAACUCCAUUUGCAGGUAUCUACAGUUCUGUAUGUUUUUAAAUAUGAUUAUUAUCUGCCUCUGUAGCAGUCUUGCUUGUUUAUGUCAUCAUUUGUAGAUUUAUACAAAGUUACAAAAAUGUGUUAUGGGUUAAAAGUCCCUAAAACACGCCAAAAGCAUAUUAUUUUGACAACAAUAAUGAAUUAGUACCUCUUUAUAAAAAAAAAAAAAAAAAAACAACUCUUGUUUCGACCAUAAUUUGAUUUUUGUAUGAAGGUUCUCAAUAAACUUUGGUAAAUAAUUUGAUUAUUCAA